Messenger RNA from Letharia columbiana, 1491 nucleotides. RefSeq lists its product as uncharacterized. Bases 1 to 1491 code for a protein of 496 amino acids. The transcript has a single exon. Gene Ontology annotation, biological process: fatty acid biosynthetic process; secondary metabolite biosynthetic process. The record is from RefSeq and is a predicted model, not a curated record. Lineage: Eukaryota; Fungi; Ascomycota; Lecanoromycetes; Lecanorales; Parmeliaceae. Gene Ontology annotation, molecular function: fatty acid synthase activity.
AUGGAGCUCAGCCCUCCCCGUAAGAUUGACUAUCUCCCAAGCUUGAAACGAAAUACAGACGCUCUGCAAUCAGCCUUGCAGCUGGCAUCAGAGUUGCUGAUCAGAGGCUGCGCUAUCGACCUAUCUGCUGUCAACCAGGCCAAUGGAAAGAAACCCGCAGUGUUAGUCGAUCUUCCUACAUACCCAUGGAAUCACGAGCAUUCGUACUGGCACGAGACUCGUCUGUCUCGAAACCACCGCCUUCGUAAGUUUGGUCGGAGCGAUAUUCUCGGCGUCCAGGCUGUCGAUUCUAAUGACAUCGAACCAAGGUGGAGGAACAUUAUUGAGCUUGACAACUUGCCCUGGCUACGAGAUCACAAGGUACAAUCCGAUGUCGUAUGUCCAAUGACCUUCUUCCUUACCAUGGCCAUGGAAGCAGCGCAUCAGCAUGCCCUCACAGGAGGUGUUCCCUUCACCAAGUAUGUGCUGAGAGAGGUCUCCGUGGGGCAAGCCCUAGUCCUUCCCGAGUCCUCUCAGAUCGAAACAGUGCUUAACCUCAGGCCACUAGGUGAGAGCACUCGCGCAUCAUCUGAUCUUUGGUACGAGUUCAUCAUCUUCUCCUGGAACCAGGAACGAGGGUGGAUGGAACACUGCCGAGGUCAGAUCGCCGUUCAACUGGACAAUCAUUCCAACCCAGUAGAGGGUCAGCGCUCUCUUGAGACAGGACGGUCACUCGUCGUGGAGAGUAACUCUCGAACAGCAGAAGCUUCGGUGAACGGAGUGGAGUGCGAGAAGAUCUACGAAACAUUCACAUCAAUGGGACUUGAGUUUGGACCAUCCUUCCGCAAUCUUGUAGAAUGUCGAACAGGCGCAAGCAGUGUUUAUGGGCGCCUUCGGAUUCCACAUACCAAAGAUAGGAUGCCGCACGAGGCGGAGAGCGACUAUAUCGUCCACCCAGGGUUUCUCGAUUCAUGCUUCCAGGUCUCGUUCCCGAUGCUCACCGAAGGUUUGAAGUUGCUCAGCGGAACACCUAUAGCUUCACGGGUUGAAGAGAUCUCGGUGUCUCGUGACAUACACCGCAUCAAAGACGAGCAUAUCGAGAUUUACGGCAGCGGUGCCUCUAAAUCAUUGGUCGAACAAACCAUCGGAUCAAUUUCUGUAAUGGGUACGGAUCACGACAGAGGUGUUCCCCUCAUCUCUGUUAACGGUUUCACGUCCACAACGCUUUCGAACAAGGCUGUCGGACUAGACGCAACGGGAACAACAUACCCCUGUUGGAAAAUGGAAUGGCAACCGCAUCCUGAUUUCCCGGGAUCGAGCGAAAAAGGAGUCAACGGCCACACAAACGGCGAGCUAGCCCCGACAGAGGACCACGAACUUUCUGGGGACGUCCUCAUAGUCUGCAGCAAGAUACCUACCCGCGUGUCCCUCGCAAGACUCCAAGAUACCCUCGGGCCAACAGGCACGAAACAUCCUACGGUGGUGUCUCUGGCAGCGCUAGAAAGACAUUGA